AGCUCACAGCAGUUACAAGCCAUAAACCUGAAAAAAAAAAUAUCUCCAUCGAUCGUCUCUUCUUCUAACGAUCGUAGAAUCAAGAAGAAUCUCAGAACCUAGAAAAAACUAUGCUUCUACGAAGCGCUUCGACUCCACUUCUCACCUCAUUGGUCCACGUCUCGAGUCCAAUCGAAACCGAAUCUCUUCAUCAGAUCCAACGGCCCAGAUCCAUAAUCCUCUCUUCCUCCUCUUCCUCGUGCUGUUACAGCCCGAUGUCUAUCCACUCCAGCGACGAAUCUUCAAGGAGGAUCAAAAGAACGGCGUCGGAAACCGAUCUUAAACAUCUGACAUCGACUAAACCGUCGAGUAAGUUCCUCACCGGAGCUGUUAUGGAGGAUGUUGAGGAAGGAAUCGGAUUCGGGAUUAUACGCACUUCUUCAUACGACGAUGAGUUAGGGUUAAGCUGGGGUUUGGAGGAUGAGGUUGGAGGCGGCGGUGGCGGAGGAAAGAGAAGAAGUGGAGGAAGAUCUGACGGUGGUGAUGAUGGAGAUGAUAGUGCUACAGAUGUUCAUUAUCGUAAGAUGAUUGAAGCUAAUCCUGGAAAUGGGAUUUUUCUCAGUAAUUACGCUAAGUUCUUGAAAGAGGUACGGAAAGAUUACUUGAAAGCAGAGGAGUAUUGCGGGAGAGCUGUUCUGGUGAGUCCUAACGAUGGGAAUGUUUUAGCUAUGUACGCGGAGCUUGUGUGGAUGAUUCAUAAGGAUUCGUCACGUGCUGAGUCUUACUUCAAUCGAGCUGUUGCAGCUGCUCCUGAUGACUGUUAUGUACAAGCUUCAUAUGCGCGGUUUCUUUGGGAUGCUGAAGAGGAUGAAGAUGAAGAAGAGAAACACGAAGAAGUAGUUGAGCCUCAAACUUCUCGAAUGGAUUUCUUUACCGGACCUUUCCCUAUUACGGCCAUGUCUUAACUCUUAACUCGUGGUCUUGGGCGUCUUAUAGAUUUAGUUUAAACAUGUUACGUCUAUGAUCUAUCUAACCUUUUUGUUUAAUGUGAAUUUUUUAAGGUUGUCUCCCUUUCAUGGGUGUUUUCUCUGCUUCAGUUUUUAGAAUUUGUCCCAGUUGUAGUAGUCUUGUAGUAAUACCACUGGAAGGUAAAUAAGAAUUGGAAUAAAAAGUUUUGCUUUUGAUGGA
Messenger RNA from Eruca vesicaria subsp. sativa (arugula), 1167 nucleotides. NCBI's taxonomy places the organism in Eukaryota, Viridiplantae, Streptophyta, Magnoliopsida, Brassicales, Brassicaceae. The record is from the annotation of a GenBank genome assembly.